AUGUUGUCCCGGUUUCACCAUUAUCAUGGUUCAAAUAUUAUUUUAUUCGAAGACAAUACAGUGGCAUACAGAAAAACAAGUUUUGCUCACGGCCUGACGUUUAGCGAGAAGCCUUUAUUACCCGGUGAAAUAUUUUUAGUUGAAAUAGAAAAGACGGAACGAGGGUGGAGUGGUCAUAUGCGCCUCGGUCUAACAUUACUUGACCCACAGACUGCCGCGCUAGGUGAUAAAGGUUUACCCCAAUAUGCCCUACCCGAUCUCGCUAACACGGGUAUGUCAUGGAUCUUUCCUAUAUCGAAAUCUCAGAACAAUGUUAUAAGUACUUUCGAGCUCGUAAAUCAAGGCUCAGUUCGUCGCGAUAACGAGUCCAGGGUAUCGGUCCUUGGAAAUGGUCACAGCGUCCGAACUCCUAGAGGAUUUGUCUCCAAAAUGAUUCUGAGGCCCCAGAACUUGUCCCAAAAGGGUUCACCACAGGGUAUUUUGCCUAUGGACGCAGGAAGUCGCAUUGGAGUCAUGUAUGUACCAUGCCCAAAAACUAGUAAAGAUGAACCCGACUUGGCUGAAAUGCAUUUCAUAAUAAAUGGUGAAGAACAGGGUCCUUGUGCUAAAGCUAUACCUUACACUAGUGGGCCCUUACAUGCAGUGGUAGAUGUUUAUGGGACAACAAAAAGAGUGAAAAUUAUUCAAUUAUAUGGAGUGAAUAGUCUACAGAAUAUAUGUAGAGAUGCCAUACUUCAAUAUGUUAAAAAUAAUUCUGUUAAAUCAUUACCUCUGCCCCAAUGUUUGAAAGAUUACCUGCUCUCCUAG
Messenger RNA from Danaus chrysippus (African queen), 807 nucleotides. The record is from the annotation of a GenBank genome assembly. NCBI's taxonomy places the organism in Eukaryota, Metazoa, Arthropoda, Insecta, Lepidoptera, Nymphalidae.